Eruca vesicaria subsp. sativa (arugula) is the source of this 1236-nucleotide messenger RNA. Lineage: Eukaryota; Viridiplantae; Streptophyta; Magnoliopsida; Brassicales; Brassicaceae. The record is from the annotation of a GenBank genome assembly.
AUGGAGACUGCCGCGAGCUUGGCUUGGGGAUGGUUCGACGAAAGGAAACGACGAGUGAGUUACGUCUACGAGCCAUGCAUCGGCGAAGGAAAUGGACGGGAAGCCCUACAGAUCAGCACGACUCACAACCUCAUCCGCAGCUAUGACCUUCACCGUCACAUGGAAUUCAUCCGCCCUAGACUCGCAGAAUAUUCAGAUCUCACUUUAUUCCACUCGCCGGACUACAUAUCAUUCCUCCGCUCAGUCACGCCGGACUACGUCGACGCGGCUAGGUCCAAAGCCCUAACCGAUACUUCACUCAAGCGCUUCAACUUAGACGAGUGGGACUCCCCUGUCUUCCGUGGCCUCUUCGAUUAUUGCCUUAUAUACGCUGGUGGUUCUAUUGGAGCCGCCGGCAAACUGAGCCGAAACGAAGCUGAUAUCGCCAUCAAUUGGUCCGGCGGGAGGCACCGUGCAAAGAGAGAUAAGGCUUGUGGCUUUGGCUAUGUCAACGACGUUGUGCUUGGGAUCCUCGAGUUGCUCAAGGUCUUCAAGCGAGUGCUCUACAUAGAUAUCGGCUAUUACCAUGGGGAUGCAGUACAAGAAGCGUUCAACAAAACCGACAGAGUUAUGACUCUUUCUUUCCACAAAAGAACAGGAGAUAUAACAGACUACGGGGUAGGAAAGGGAGAGUACUAUUCUCUAAAUGCACCACUGAAGAAUGGUUUGAACGAUGUAAAUUUCACCACUUUAUGCGUACCUGUUAUCCACAAGGCUAUGGAGGUUUAUCAACCAGAAGCAAUUGUUCUUUUGUGUGGCCCUGAUUCACUAGCUGGUGAUGAGUUGGGUAAAUUCAACUUGACUAUCAAGGCUCACGCUGCUUGUCUCCGGUUCAUAAGAUCAUUUAAUGUUCCUCUCAUGCUCUUUGGUGGUCAAGGUCACACCCUUGGAAAUGUUGCCCGUUGCUGGUGCUAUGAGACGGCUGUUGCGGUUGGAAAAGAUCUUGACGACAAUCGCCCUAUGAGAGUGGACGACGAGUGUUUUGCCCCACAUUAUCAACUUCAUAUCGAGCCAAACCCCAUGGAGGAUUUAAACACAGACAAAGAUAUUGAAAAAAUAAAGAAGACAUUACUGACGCAACUUUCGCAAGUGAUACACGCACCUAGUGUGCAGUUCCAAGACACUCCACCAAUCACUCAAGUUACAGAAGCAGCGGAAGAGGAGAUGGAUACGAGACAAAGUCAACAUAUAAUGUGA